This is a messenger RNA of Symbiodinium necroappetens, 1411 nucleotides long. The record is from the annotation of a GenBank genome assembly. Lineage: Eukaryota; Dinophyceae; Suessiales; Symbiodiniaceae.
AUGCUCUGGUUCGCGGUGGGCUGUAUUUCUAUUGCGCUGAACGCUGUCCUUAUGCAGCAGCUGAUUUCCAGAGGAGUCAGGUGUGAUCCUUGGCGGAAUCCCGACGAAACAGGGUGGCCUGAAAGCUCGCUGGCGAGUGAGAUUGCCGAGCUGGCUGCUCGCGAGAUUACAGAGUUGGGGCAGCUGUUUUUCCGCCAAAAAGUCAGUGAGUUGUUGAUGGAAAAAGCAGUGCAAGAAGAGAUGGGUUUUACCAGCCAAGAUUCGAAGAAGGAACACCCUCUGGUAGGCUUGGCAGUAGAGCUGCUUAGUGUGGUGAUCCAGCCAGAGGAGGUUGUGAACGAGCGUUUGAGUCCUUCUACUGUGAAACGCUUGAAGGAACGCGUUGAUGAGCAUGGCGCGGUUGUCAUCAAAGGCCUCCACCAACCGAUGGAAUGUCGCUUGGCAGCCGAGUUUGUUCAUGCAGAGAUCUUGUCGCCGUGGGCAACCUUCAGCAACAUACGGGACAACAAGUAUCGCAAGGAUUAUGCCCUGCCGAUGAGGGGAUCUGCGUUGGAGUUGUUGAACAAGACGUUGGCAAUUUUGGACCCCCUGUUCACAGCGACUUUAGGCCCGAACUCAAGCUUGGUGGAGUUCUCAUCCUUGACAACCUAUUCUGGUGCAGGCCCCCAGAUAUUUCAUUCGGAUUCAAGUGCCGCCUCAAUAAAGGAGCUGCGUUCUUUGGGUCGCAUGUUCUCCGCAUUCAUUUACCUUGAUGAUGUCCGACCCGAUUCGGCUCCACUAGAUGUCGUGCCAGGCACGCACACGCAUUAUCAGUUUUUGGACGAUGAAGAAAAGGAUUUGAUGACCAGCGUGCCCUUUGCACGUUUAGCUGUACCACAAGGGACAGUUGUGAUUUACGAUUCGCGUACCUUGCACCGUGGAGCGGCGAACACAUCCCCGUAUGCACGACCAACGAUUUACUUCUCUCUCGCUGAGCGGGGCAAGUUUAUUCCCAUCGGCCCUGCGUAUUCGCUUCGCGAGGGAUAUCGGCGCUUCCCGAUUUCGAUUCAGAACAUCAGGACGAACACAAUACCUACGGAAGUAUUGGCAGAGGGGGUGAGUGUUCACAGUGAUGAGAAGUGCAAAGAUCAGCUGCAGCAUCUCUGCCCGGUUGACAGCUUUCAGGGAGAUCCUGAUCGUCGCUUCGAUUGCGCCUGGUAUUAUUUUACUGGCGAGGGGGAGUCGCAUGACGCCCGACGCCUCAGCAAGUCGCAGCCCCUCGAGUUUACAGACCGACCUGGCGUGAAGGAGGGUUACGAGGACAGUGACGAGGAUGAGCUCGCAGCUGACAGGGAGAAGCUCCGAGAUCAGGAGGGGAAGUUUGAUUUCGAGGCUGCCCUGGCUAUGACGCUGCGAAGGGGCGGGGCCUAUC